GCCGAAACAGGCAUCGAAGAGGAGGAAGUCGUGCAAAGGAACGCGGCGGCCGCAACCCAGCCAGGUGUUCCAGCGUCUGAGAGGAAAGACCGAGCCCGCGGCGUGUAUCGGCGGGAGCCAUGAUGCCCUGGGGCAGGCGGCGCCUUGUGCGGGUGCACUCGCAAAUCAUGGGCAGCCAGAGCGCCGAGCGGGUCAGUCCAACCGCCGCCGGCGCCCCGUACUCGGAGGACGAAAGGUCCGCCUACGGUUCUCGCUCGACCACGGGACCACCGGUGCCCAAGCAGCUCAGCUACGAUACGGGGGUGGCCGGGGACUGUCCCGUCAUGCUGCUUAACGUCGAGGUCCUUGAUGAGGACAACCGGCCACAGCAGCAGCCCCUACCGCCACUGCAGCCGCGCUACUCGGAGCCAAUAUCCCCAGAUCGACUGGAGAGGGAGCGAGAGCGCAUGGAGCGCAUGGAGCGACUGGAGCGGCUUGAGCGCGAGGACGAAGACCGGCCUCGUUGGCAGCGCUCCGUCGAGCGGCCGGCCGCGUCACCGCUUGCCGGGGCCAUGUCACCGAUCGCGGGCGCCGCUUCCCCGUCCGCCGUGCAGCAGCAAUACAUGAGGCCAUCCGUGAUGGCAUCGCCACGACCGCCCAUGGGAGUCAUGUCGCCGGUCGGCUCACGACCGCGGCUGGCCAUGUCCCCGCUGAUGUCUCCGCGCUCACCGUCGCGCCAGUUUCUGUACGGUGGCCCACCACCCGUGAUAAGCCGACCCUUAUCUGGACGCGUGAGCCCGCUGACGCCAAGGUCUGGGGCGCGUUCGCCGUCCUGGCCCUUCAUGUCCGACCGCCAGGUGAUGGCAGCGCGGAAGUAUCGCAGGGAGCGACACAACCUGCUCGAGUGGAUCAUGACCUGGGUGUUUGUGGUGACGCUGGCUGUGGUGCUGCUGGCCAUCCUCGUUUUCUACGCCUCAUGGCAGACGCGGCUGGACAAGAAGAUGCAGGAGCACCUCAACCUGCUUCAGCGGCUCAGCCACUCGCCACGCUUCGGAAGUGCUGUCUUCAACGAGCUCUACAAGGUCGACCUGCCCACUGAAGUGUCUCUCCGCACUAUCCUCAAGACGAUAACAGACCUGAGAUACAUCGCCGGCACAGAAACGGAGUCUCCAGUUACCACCUACGUCGACAGGUUUAUGAAAGACAAUAAGAUCAAUAACACGAAGAUCUUUACCUACGUUGUCAGCCUGUCUCAUCCAAGCACAACGGAAAGAAACAAGUUGCUGUUUAAUGAUUCAAGCGGCAACAUUUUAGACAUCACUGAUGAAGAGCCGUCAUAUCUGGGGAAAAACAUGGGGCCUCAGCUGGCGUACAGCGCAUUCGGAAGGGCCGGAACUAUAAAGGAGACAAGGAUCAUGUACGCCAACCGGUGCUUCAAAGAGGACCUCGAAUACCUGGGCACCCUCGGUCCCUCUAUGUGGGCCUCCGCGCUGCUCUGCCGCUACAGCACAACCGAGAGCCCCGGGGUGGCGGUGGCCGCGGCCGCGAAGCUAGGCGUGAGCGCCGUGCUCCUGUUCAGCGACCCGCACGACAUCUCGGGCGGCGGCGGAAGCAGCGCCUUCCCGCAGUCCUGGUGGAUGCCUCCCACGGCCAUCCGCCGCGCCAGUGUGCGCAUGCCGUACGACAUCGGGGACCCCGCCACCCCCGGAUACGCGUCCCGCUACGCCUUCAGUGACCUACACAGGACGCAUAUGAGUGAAACGUUGGUGCCCAAGAUCCAAGUCCACCCCAUCAACUCCAUCGACGCGGCGGAGAUCCUCAAGCGACUGGAUGGACCAGAGUGUCCGGAAAAGUGGGUGCCAGAACUGGGCAUAGGGUGUCGCAUCGGAGACAAAACCAAAGGAGUCGUUCGAGGCGCCGCAUCGUCACCUUCAUUGCCCGUGGACCAUCUUCGCCCGCGAAGCCCAGCGCUGUGCGCAAUGACUGUGCAUGCGCACGGGAGGCCUGUCUGUUCGCACUUUAACACAAUAUGUGCAAUUGUUUUGUCAGCACUGCCACACGCGCGACACAACACCGAAGCCCCAGCAUCGUCGAAUAUUCUUCUGUUGUAUGGUCAACUACACAACGUAAUUCACGAGAGCAACAUCCAGAACAUCCUGGCUUUCUUCCCUGGAGAAGUCGAACCAGACCGGUACGUUGUGUUUGGCGUGCCCCUGGACUCGUGGGGCGGUGGCGCCGUGGCCCCGGGUUCGGCCUUGGCGCAGGCUCUCGGUCUCUGCUACAUCAUCAACAAGCAGUACAUGAGCAGGAAGCACCCGUGGCGGCCACGCAGGACCAUCGUGUUCGGCGCCUGGGACGCACACGAAUUCGGCGAGGUCGGAGCCACCGAGUUCCUCGAGGGUCAACUCCACAAGAUGUCAGCGAGAACAGUAGCCUACUUCAACUCGGACAUCUGCACCUCAGGUCCAGAGUUCUCGGUGACCGGUUCGCCCGUGUUCUCGAAGCCAUUCAGAGAAGCGACCAAGUGGGUGCCUCACUACCGGAACACGAGCUACUACAAUGCCUGGUACACUGACCUGCACGCAGCGGCUGGAGAGAGCGGCCAGCCAGAUCUACCAAUGCUGAGGAAGACCGGGGGCUUCACACCGUUUGUACAACUUGCCGGAAUUCCGAGCCUCGACGUCGCCUUCGGAAACAACGCGAGCAAGGGCCUGUACUUCCCGGCGCUAGGCACGUCCUACGACGUGUUCGAACUGGCGGACAAGUUCAUCGACCCGGGCUACCGGGUUCACCGCAUGUGCCGGGAGCUGCUGAUCGCGCUGCUGUGGCAGUGGUCCGAGGCAGUCCUCCUGCCCUACGACCUGAAGGAGCUCGGUGCGCGCCUCAACCUCGAGUUCAACGAACUUAGCACCCGCCACAAGGACGUCCUGGACAAAAAUAGCAUCCGCUUCGACAGCCUUAGCCACGCCGUCAAGCUUUUCACGGCUAACCUGAACCACUUCGAGGGAGAACUCACCAGAGUCGACCUGAAGAACCCCCUGGAAGUUCGGCGGUACAACGACAAGAUGAUGGGCUUGGGGCGCAGCUUCGUUCAAGAAGUGGAUAGCACCACAGCUCAGGCAAAACUGAGAAACGUCGUCUUCGGCCAGUCAGACACCAACCAUGAGAGAAUGGUGGCCUUCCCAGUCGUCCGGGACAAGCUCGAGCAUCUGCGAACAGCCACCAUGUCCAUUCAGAUGGAAAAGGCGAAGGCCGCCGAAGAACUACGGCGCCACAUCUCUCUUGCAGCGUACGCCCUCUUGCAGGCGACUCUGUUCGUCGAGACAGAUGGCUUGGUCUGAAGCUCACAAAUAAAACAACAGUUGUGUAACAC
Rhipicephalus sanguineus (brown dog tick) is the source of this 3352-nucleotide messenger RNA. Its product is annotated as N-acetylated-alpha-linked acidic dipeptidase 2. Bases 120 to 3320 code for a protein of 1066 amino acids. The transcript has 19 exons. The record is from RefSeq and is a predicted model, not a curated record. Gene Ontology annotation, molecular function: carboxypeptidase activity. NCBI's taxonomy places the organism in Eukaryota, Metazoa, Arthropoda, Arachnida, Ixodida, Ixodidae.